Puma concolor (puma) is the source of this 2274-nucleotide messenger RNA. The record is from RefSeq and is a predicted model, not a curated record. Lineage: Eukaryota; Metazoa; Chordata; Mammalia; Carnivora; Felidae.
AUGGAGCUUCAGCAACUGCAGUUGGUGGGGGCCUGCUUCCAGUGGAGCCAGUCUCUGCUCCAGUCACGGUCCCAGGCACCUUUUCCAUCAUCCUUGCCCCUGUGGCUGCCAGCUCCAAGCCCCCAAGGGAAUAUCACCACCCCACCUAGUGGCUUGGAGCCAGCUUCUCCCCUAAUUCCCCCAGCUUACGGAGCCGCGGGGAGCAAAGGCGCCAAGAACCACCCGUGGCGGGCGCAGGGCGUCUUCGUCUCCUCCCUCUUCUCCCUUGGUCGCAGGGAGCCGCUUUACAUCCUAGUGGGGCAGCGGGGAGAGGAUGCCUGUUCCCGAGGGAGCCGGCAGAGCCAGCGCGUCUGUCUCGGAGAGACUCGGACCGCUGAGGAGCACGCGGCGACGGAGGGGGCCGAAGGGGUCCCGGGGUCGCGGCGCUGGGCGGGAGGCGGGGGCGCCACCUACAUCUUUCGGCUGCGUGUCGGCGAGCUGGAGCCACUGCUGGUGGCGGCCGGAGGAGGUGGGCGGGCCUACCUGAGCGCCAGGACCGAGGCUGCCCCUGAGAAACUGGAGAGCCGCUCAGCGACGCCCGGAAGCAGCGGGGGAAGCUGGGCCGUGGGGAGAGGCGGGCGUGCCCCCCAUCUUCGCUGCCAGUCAUCUUGCUGUCGCCCCGCAGGUGGAGGGGGCGGCUGGACGUCGGGCAGGGCCCCCUCUUCGCAGGCCGGCCGUCCACUGCUGGAGGGGGCGGGGGGCGGCCAGGGCUGCGCAGAGGCCUGGGCUACACUUGGCCGAGGCUUCGGGGGCGGCGGCGGGGCCUGUACUGCGGGUGGAGGCGGCGGCGGCGGCUACCCCGGCAGUUUCCAGGCCUCGGAGACUGACAUCCUCUGGGUUGAUGGAGAAGAUGGGGUAUCCUUCAUACACCCCUGCAGCGAACGCUUUCUGCAGCCUCUGGCAGUCAUGGAGAGCCACAGAGAGGUAGAGAUCUGACUGCUCCUCAACUGUAGUCAUUGCCAUUGCCAGUGGCAGGCAGAGCUCUGGUUAGCCAAAUGCAUGUGCCCAGGGGGUAUGGAGCUAGCUGCAGGUAACAUUACAUGCAUGGUACAGGUAAACCUGCCCACCUCACCAGGCCCUCUGGUUCUGUUGGUGACUGUUGUGACCUCUACAUUGAGCCUCCUUAUGGUGUGUGGGGUUCUUAUUCUGGUGAACCAUAAGAAGUGGCAGGGCCUGUGGUAGAUGAGGCUGCACGACCCUGAGCUCAAGCUGAGCUACCUUCAAACCUCCACCACCAGGACACCUCAACCUUACUACUGCCAGGUGGGGUUUGGCCCCGCCCAGCCCUGGCCUCUGCCCCCAGGACUUACAGAGGUUUCCCCAGCCAAUGUCACUCUGCUCAGAGCACUGGGCCAUGGCGCCUUGGGAGAAGUCUAUGAAGGACUGGUAAUUGGCCUUCCUGGGGACCCCAACCCCCCGCAGGUGGCUGUCAAGACCCUGCCAGAACUCUGCUCUAGUCAGGAUGAGCUGGAUUUCUCACCGCAUCAGUGACUGGGGUAUGUGCACCUCCCACACAGCACAUUCAGCCAUCAGAACAUUGUGCACUGCGUGGGGCUCAGACUCUGGACUGCCCCUCGCCUAAUUCUGCUGGAGUUGAGGUCUGGAGGGGACAUGAACAGUUUCCUGAGGAACAACCGGCCACACUUGGGCCAGCCAUCACCUCUGGCCAUGUGGGACCUGCUCCAGCUGGCUCAGGACAUAACCCAGGGCUGCCACUACCUGAAGGAAAAUCCACAGGUUGGGAGUGAUCCUGGCUCAGAGCGGGCUCUGCUGCCAGUCAAGUAGAUGCCUGAAGAGGCCUUUCUGGAGGGCUUCAUUUUCAUAUCCAAGACAGACUCCUGGUCUUUCGGGGUCCUGUUCUGGGAAAUCUUCUUAUUAGGCUACAUGCCGUACCCUGGGUGCACCAACCAGGACAUACUGUACUUUGUCACUGGAGGGGGACAGAUGGGCCCUCCCAGGGGCUGCCCAGGCCUGUACUGUACCAUGACACGGUGUUGGCGGCACCAACCUCAGCUGUGCCCCUGUUUUGCCAGCAUCUUGGAGCAUCUUCAGUACUGCAUUCAGGACCCGGAUGUGCUGAAUUUAUUCCUGCCAAUGGAGCUACUGCCCACUCUGGAUGAGGAAAAGGCUUCUGGGCUGGGGAGCAGGUCUUUGGAGGGCCUAAGAUCCCCACGGGCCCAGGAACUGAAUCUGGAGAGCUUAAAGAGCUGGAUAGGGGGCCUCCUUGGCCCCUGA